UUGGCCAAUUACUCUGUCAAUCAUGUAUGGUUAGGUCAUUGUUUGAAUUGUGACGUACUAGAGCGCGCGAGCUCACAAGUUUCUCUAUCUCUUUGAGAAUGGAAGCGCUUGCAAACCUCACUGAGGAAUGCAGGAAUUGAACUUAAAUUGUGAUUUAUCAGUUUUAUAUUUUUGGCUGCUUUUUCUUUGUUCAGUUAGAAGCGGCGUCCGGGUGUGUAUCGCAAGUUUCUCCAGGCUAGCGAGAAGUUAUCGUCGCCAGAGGCUUUUACGCCUCCGCGGCGAGAGCCGAAGCUCUCAACACUCAGCGGAGUGGUACAAGGAUGGGUAUAUCAUUGGCGACAGGCAGUUGCCGAAAUCACGGAUUAUACAGGUUGGCAAAGACGUUUAUGUGGUGACUUUGCGAAAAAGGCGCUCAAAGAAGCGCAAACGAAGAAGAGCGAGAGACGAGAAAAGCAAUGAACUCUUGCGCGUGCAAGGCAAGAAGAGCAAACGGAAGAGCUCCGUUCGUGACAUAUGGGCCCCAAAUAAGCGCACGGAGCGCAAACAGAAGCGAGUUAAGAAAUGGGUGAGGAGGAACGCGUAUAAGCUCAUCUCACGACAUAUCCCUCGGGACAUGUGCAGCAGCAAAGUGGACUUUUCAGGCAAGGACAUCAGUAAAAAGCUGAGAUUCCUGGAUUGCUCGAGAUGGCUGACGGAGCUGAGAGUCCUGGAUUGCUCGAGAUGGCUGACGGAGCUGAGAGGUAGUGGUUACGGGGGGAUGCUGUCCUUGUUCAUGGCGGAUCGAGAUGAGCAGGCGCCAUUACGUGAUCACACCUCCUCACCUGUGACAGGGGAGGGAAAUGCUGCUGGAAAUGGUACCCCAGACGGUACAACACCAGUACCAAAUGACCAAGAAGGGUCUGGUAAUACCGAGGGUAGAGCACCAGUAGCAAAUGAACAGAAAGGAUCUGGUAAUAUAGACGGUACAACACCAGUACCAAAUGACCAGGAAGGGUCUGGUAAUACAGACGGUACAGCACCAGUACAAAAUGAGCAGGAAGGAUCUGGUGAUACAGACGGUACAACACCAGUACAAAAUGACCAGGAAGUGUCUGGUAAUACAUACGAUACAGCACCAGUACAAAAUGAGCAGGAAGGAUCUGGUAAUACAGACGGUACAGCACCAGUACAAAAUGACCAGGAAGGGUUUGAUAGCAAAGACAGUCUUGGUUUGGGGUGCUCGGAAGCCGAUCAUCCGACUACAUCUUCACAGACCCAGGAUGUUUGUGAUACAAGUGACUCACAGCAUCAAUCGCAACAAUCGCUCGACACAGCUAUCAACGAGAUCUUGUCUGUUUCAGUGGACGAUAUGUCACCCGACGCUGCUACCAAUAGCAGUGGCGAACAGAUAUCGAAUGCUGCGAUUGCCACACAAACCUCAUGUGGUCAUGUCACGUCAUCUGCUAGUGAUGUCCCAGCAGCAUCAGGUGAUCAGGUCACGCAAUCUGCUAGUGAUUUCCCAACAGCAUCAGGUGAUCAGGUCACGCAAUCUGCUAGUGAUGUCCCAACAACAUCAGAUGACCAGGUCACGCCACCUGCUCGUGAUGUCCCAACAACAUCAGAUGAUCAGGUCACGCCAUCUGCUAGUGAUGUCCAAACAGCAACAUAUGAUCAGGUCACGCCAUCUGCUAGUGAUGUCCCAACAACAUCAGAUGAUCAGGUCACGCCGUCUGCUAGUGAUGUCCUGACAGCAAAAGAUGAUCAGGUCACGCCAUCUGCUAGAGAUGACCCAACAACAUCAGAUGAUCAGGUCACGCCAUCUGAUAGUGAUGUCCCAACAACAUCAGAUGAUCAGGUCACGCUAUCUGCUAGUGAUGUCCCAACAACAUCAGAUGAUCAGAUCACGCCAUCUGCUAGUGAUGUCCCAACAACAUCAGAUGAUAAGGUCACGCUAUCUGCUAGUGAUGUACCAACAACAUCAGAUGAUCAGGUCACGCUAUCUGCUAGUGAUGUCCCAACAACAUCAGAUGAUCCGGUCACGCCAUCUGCUAGUGAUGUCACGCCAACAUCAGAUGAUCAGGUCACGCCAUCUGCUAUUGAUAUCCCAACAGCAAAAGAUGAUAAGGUCACGCUAUCUGCUAUGAAUGUCCCAACAGCAAAAGAUGAUAAGGUCACGCUAUCUGCUAGUGAUGUACCAACAACAUCAGAUGAUCAGGUCACGUUAUCUGCUAGUGAUGUCACACCAACAUCAGAUAAUCAGGUCACGUUAUCUCCUAGAGAUAUCCCAACAAAAUCAGAUGAUCAGGUCACGCCCUCUGGUAAGAUUGUCUCUCCAGCUGAGUGCAACAUUGAUUAUCAAGAUCAAGACCCUAAACGUGGCAGGGAGAUCGCCACUGUUGAUGCUCUUAAAGAUUCAGUCGUUUUGGCGCCAGCUGAAGAAAUCAUAGAUGAUGUCAAAUCCACCAUCGAUACCACUGUCAAGGAUAAGCGAGUCCAUUUUGCACUGGACACCAUCACUAACGUACCGGUCAUCACCAGGCAGCCUCACACAUCGGUCAUCGCGGCCAGGAAAGCAGCGGAAUCCUCAUCCGCACAGCAACCACCACUACACCCUGAUUUAUUGGAAACUACUACAGCAACUAAUGUAACGCCUUCCUUGCCCGCGACAAAGCCCACCAAAGUCGCCCCAUCCCCCGAACCGAAGCGAAGGGAAAUAAAAAUUACUGCUUGGAACGAUGGAGAGUGCAGUUUUUCUGCGACACAGAAUGAUGGCAAAUAUGUCUCGCCAGAGAGAGCUACUGUUGGAGCCCCAAGCCAUUCAGCCGAUGAGCACACAAGCUCAGGGCGUCCCGGCCUUGUCCUUCGCUUCCUUCAAGGCCUGAGGAGAAUAAUGAACAACAGGAAUAUAGUCGUUCCCACGGUGACUUAUGACAGGCAGACAAACGUCCUUUUGAGCCUCAGUGUAAUUGAUCCUAGCGCCCUUGCAGAGGAGCUCACCAUGAUUGAUAGCGAGAUGCUUCGGGAAAUUGAGUUUGAUGAGAUCAAGGGCGGUGUAUGGAGGACAAGCGAGAUGGAGCAGCGGUCCCCGCACGUGCAUGCGAUGAUCCAGUUCUACAACAAUCUUUCCGCCAUCUGCGUGACAGAGAUCCUGUCCAAGGAGAAGACCAAGGACCGCGCCCAUGUUAUUGCUAAGAUCAUUAAGAUUGCCGAGAAGUGCGCGCUGAUGAAUAAUUUCAACAGCUGUAAAGCACUUUUAUCAUCUUUCCGGUUCCACGUCAUCUCGAGAUUAUCUGACACUUGGAAAAAAGUGUCCACGAAAGCUAAAAGUACUAAGGCUCACCUUUUGGCGCAAAUGUCUUCUCUCGACGAUAUCGCAAUCAUGAGACGACACCAAAGAGUGUGUCUUAAACGAGGCGUCAACUCUAUCCAGUUUCUUGGUGACAUUCUGCACCAGGUACACUACAUCGAGGAGUGCUUCUCACAGACGAGCGAUGCAAGUGACCAACCCGCUACCGGAGAGUGCUACGCCUCUACCUCUACAGUCAAGGAUGGCGAUACAUCUGUAGUCUCUACAGUCAAGGAUGGCGAUACACCUGUAGUCUCUACAGUCAAGGACGGCGAUACACCUGUAGUCUCUACAGUCAAGGAUGGCGAUACACCUGUAGUCUCUACAGUCAAGGACGGCGAUACACCUGUAGUCUCUACAGUCAAGGACGGCGAUACACCUGUAGUCUCUACAGUCAAGGAUGGCGAUACACCUGUAGUCUCUACAGUCAAGGAUGGCGAUACACCUGUAGUCUCUUCAGUCAAGGACGGCGAUACAUCUGUAAUCUGCCAAGCUCCUACCAAAGGGAUGACGAACAUUGCAUCUAACCUACCCUCAAAACAAGAAACUGAUCCUAUAUCCUCAAAUCCCACUGAAAACUCCUGCCAUACCGCGGACGCUGACCUUUCUAAUAAUUGCGUCGACCCCUCAUCUCCUGUGUUGCCUAGCAACCCAAGGCAAGGUAGCUGUACCCAUGAUGCUCUUGAGGAUGAGCUACGUCAGAUGUGGCAGACCUAUCAAGACGCCGCACAGGGUUACCGGUUCUCCCGCCGUCCCGCUGUCAAAGCUUUCCUCUUGAACGCGACAAUUAAUGACCCUGAGGACAAUGUUGAUCGGUCGUACGGCCUGGAGCACUUAAGAAAAUCUGAAAACGCUCCUGAUUGGCUGAAGAAACUUAAUGCUGAUCUCCACACUUAAAUAUUGCCACAGUCUGAUAUCAUACUAUUACUGAUUGAAUAAACUUUUUGUUAUG
This is a messenger RNA of Nematostella vectensis (starlet sea anemone), 4277 nucleotides long. RefSeq lists its product as uncharacterized. Gene Ontology annotation, molecular function: guanyl-nucleotide exchange factor activity. Gene Ontology annotation, cellular component: plasma membrane. The transcript has 5 exons. Gene Ontology annotation, biological process: Ras protein signal transduction; positive regulation of GTPase activity. The coding region runs from base 128 to 4222 and encodes 1364 amino acids. Lineage: Eukaryota; Metazoa; Cnidaria; Anthozoa; Actiniaria; Edwardsiidae. The record is from RefSeq and is a predicted model, not a curated record.